UCAGUUUCCACUUCCUGCCUAAAAACUCAGCUCGCUUUCCUUGCGAAAGGACGCUGGCUUCAGGGUGCGCGAGUGCGCGCUGCGGCUGCCCGCGAGCCCGCAGGUGGGUAGCCUGGGCGCGGGAGGAAGGGGAAGUUACCUUCCCCUCGGAAGAGGGCGCUGGCUCCCCCAUCCUGCCUUUAUAAUAAGGCCACUGGAGGAGAGGAAGCAGCCAGCUGUCGUCUGAGCUUUGCAAAGCAUGCAGUUAGGGGAACAACUCUUGGUGAGCUCUGUGAACCUGCCCGGCGCGCACUUCUACCCGCUGGAGAGUGCGCGAGGCGACGGCGGCGGGAGCGCCAGCCACCUCCCCGGCGCUGACCCCUCUCCGCAGAGGUUGGACUUAGACAAAGCGCCCAAGAAGUUUUCGGGCAGUCUCUCUUGCGAGGCGGGGAACGGGGAGCCCACAGCUGCUGGCGCGGGGGCUCCCGCGGCCAUUGCGCCCUGCUCGCUCUUCCCGUACCAGGCAGCGGCCGGGGCGCCCCACGGAGCUGUUUACCCGGCUCCCAACGGCGCGCGUUACCCCUACGGCUCCAUGCUGCCCCCCGGUGGAUUCCCCGCAGCCGUGUGCCCACCCGGGAGGGCACAGUUUGGUCCAGGAGCGGGCGCACCGAGUACUGCGGGCGGCAGCGGGGGCGGGGGCGGCGGCCCAGGCUCCUAUCAAUACAGCCAGGGGCCUCCGCUCUACGGGCCUUACCCCGGAACCGCAGCGGCCGGAUCUUGCGGAGGACUGGGUACCCUGGGGGUUCCUGGAUCUGGCUUCCGUGCCCACGUCUACCUGUGCAACCGGCCUCUGUGGCUCAAAUUCCACCGUCACCAAACUGAGAUGAUCAUUACGAAGCAGGGCAGGCGCAUGUUUCCUUUCUUGAGCUUCAACAUAAACGGACUCAAUCCUGCCGCCCACUACAACGUAUUCGUAGAGGUGGUUCUGGCGGAUCCUAACCACUGGCGCUUCCAGGGGGGCAAGUGGGUGACCUGUGGCAAAGCGGACAAUAAUAUGCAGGGCAACAAAAUGUAUGUCCACCCAGAGUCUCCUAAUACUGGUUCCCAUUGGAUGAGACAGGAGAUUUCCUUUGGGAAAUUAAAACUCACCAAUAACAAAGGCGCAAAUAACAACAACACCCAGAUGAUAGUCCUACAGUCUUUACACAAAUACCAGCCACGACUGCACAUUGUGGAAGUCACAGAGGAUGGUGUGGAAGACUUGAAUGAGCCCUCGAAGACCCAGACCUUCACCUUCUCAGAAACACAGUUCAUUGCAGUAACUGCCUACCAAAACACGGAUAUUACUCAGCUGAAGAUUGAUCAUAACCCCUUUGCGAAAGGCUUCAGGGAUAACUAUGAUUCCAUGUACACCGCUUCAGAAAAUGACAGGUUAACUCCAUCUCCCACGGAUUCUCCUAGAUCCCAUCAGAUUGUCCCUGGAGGUCGGUACGGCGUUCAGUCCUUCUUCCCGGAGCCCUUUGUCAACACUUUACCUCAAGCCCGAUAUUAUAAUGGCGAGAGAACCGUACCACAGACCAACGGCCUCCUUUCACCCCAACAGAGCGAAGAGGUGGCCAACCCUCCCCAGAGGUGGCUUGUCACGCCUGUCCAGCAACCAGGGACCAACAAACUAGACAUCGGUUCCUAUGAAUCCGAAUAUACUUCCAGUACCUUGCUCCCAUAUGGUAUUAAAUCCUUGCCCCUCCAGACGUCCCAUGCCCUGGGGUAUUACCCUGACCCAACCUUCCCUGCAAUGGCAGGGUGGGGAGGUCGAGGUUCUUACCAGAGGAAGAUGGCAGCUGGACUACCAUGGACCUCUAGAACCAGCCCUCCUGUGUUCUCUGAAGAUCAGCUCUCCAAGGAGAAAGUCAAAGAAGAAAUGGGCUCUUCUUGGAUAGAAACACCCCCCUCCAUCAAGUCUCUAGAUUCCAAUGAUUCAGGGGUGUACACCAGUGCUUGUAAGCGAAGGCGGCUGUCUCCUAGUACCUCCAGUAAUGAAAAUUCUCCUUCCAUAAAGUGUGAGGACAUUAAUGCUGAAGAGUACAGUAAAGACACCUCAAAAGGCAUGGGGGGAUAUUAUGCUUUUUACACAACUCCCUAA
This is a messenger RNA of Fukomys damarensis (Damara mole-rat), 2122 nucleotides long. It is a transcript of the gene Eomes, whose product is annotated as eomesodermin. Lineage: Eukaryota; Metazoa; Chordata; Mammalia; Rodentia; Bathyergidae. Gene Ontology annotation, biological process: endodermal cell fate specification; positive regulation of DNA-templated transcription; CD8-positive, alpha-beta T cell differentiation involved in immune response. The record is from RefSeq and is a predicted model, not a curated record. The transcript has 7 exons. Gene Ontology annotation, molecular function: RNA polymerase II cis-regulatory region sequence-specific DNA binding; DNA-binding transcription factor activity, RNA polymerase II-specific. Gene Ontology annotation, cellular component: nucleus. Bases 239 to 2122 code for a protein of 627 amino acids.